AUGAUACUCGACGGUUUCGCCCUUGUCACCGGAGCAGGCAGCGGCAUCAGCCGUGACAUCGCUCUGGCCUACGCAGCUUCCGGAGCAGCAGGUGUCGCCUUCGCCGACAUCGAUCUCAAAAACGCAGAACGAGUCUCAGCCGAGAGCAAGGCCGUCGCAACCAACCCAGACUUCCGGGCCCUCGUCCUCCCAGUGGACGUUUCUCUCGAGCAGAGUGUGGAACAGAUGAUGUCCGAGGUGGUGGCCUCGUUUGGCAGGAUAGACUAUGCAGUGAACAGCGCCGGGAUUGGAGUCCAACAUCCCGCAGAGGUAUCCGAAACAAGCCUGAGCAAAUUCGACGCCUUCUUCAGCGUCAAUGUCAGAGGCACAGUCAUUUUCACCAAAGUCGUGAGCCGUGCUAUGAAACUUCAGACCAGGAAGACUAUCUCAGGCCGCAAUGGAACU
This is a messenger RNA of Aspergillus homomorphus CBS 101889, 444 nucleotides long. RefSeq names its product NAD(P)-binding protein. The record is from RefSeq and is a predicted model, not a curated record. Gene Ontology annotation, molecular function: oxidoreductase activity, acting on the CH-OH group of donors, NAD or NADP as acceptor. The transcript is spliced from 2 exons. NCBI's taxonomy places the organism in Eukaryota, Fungi, Ascomycota, Eurotiomycetes, Eurotiales, Aspergillaceae. The annotation marks the transcript as partial.